UUAUUUCAGUUGGCAACCCAUCCAAGAAAAAUUCUUACCGCCAUAAAUUCUUCGUAGCAGCAGCAGUGUUUUUGUGAGAAAUAAGACGCAAUUUUUGCCCCCAAGACGGUUACCAAGUCCCCAAAGAAAAAACAACGCGUUGAUCGUGUUAAAUCUCUUCGAUACAACCUGUACUUUGCGUCGUAACUUGUACUUUUAAGCGUUGAAAAAUGGCAAAAGUUCAGCUAUGCAACAUCACUGUUAUGGACAACCCCAGCCAGUUUUUGAACCCUUUUCAGUUCGAAAUCACGUUCGAGUGCAUUGAGGAACUGAAAGAAGAUUUGGAAUGGAAAAUGAUUUACGUGGGUUCUGCAGAAAGCGAGGAGUACGAUCAAGUCUUAGAUUCCGUAUUCGUAGGCCCCAUACCUGAAGGAAAACACAUGUUUGUGUUCCAAGCAGAUCCACCAAAUGUAUCAAGAAUUCCCGAAAAUGAUGCUAUUGGGGUUACAGUUGUUCUAUUAACUUGUUCCUACAGAAGUCAAGAGUUCAUUCGAGUGGGAUAUUUUAUUAAUAAUGAAUAUAGCGACCCAGAGUUGAAAGAAAAUUCCCCGAGCCCCCCUCAGUUUGAUAAAGUGAUGAGGAACAUAUUGGCUUCUGAGCCGAGGGUUACAAGGUUUAAAAUUAACUGGGAGGAGCCGAAUCAGCAGGAAAAUGGGCAGGGUUCGGGGGAAAAUCAGGCACAAACAUCUAGUGUGGAGGAUAAUAGCGCAUCAGGACAAAUACCUAGUUUUAACGAGAAUUCUAACUCAUGGGCCACAAUGGAGUGUUCAUAGAUUUUUUAUAGGUUAAAUUUGUACAUAUCUUAUAUGGUUUGCAAGUGAAUUGUAUUUAUUUUUAUCACUCUACUAAUAGGUUUUAUAACAUUUUCAUUAAUAAAAUUUUCCAUUAAACGAUCGUGUUUUAUUCCAUCUGUUGACAUUUGGCACUUGUUGACGUUCGC
Brassicogethes aeneus is the source of this 979-nucleotide messenger RNA. Lineage: Eukaryota; Metazoa; Arthropoda; Insecta; Coleoptera; Nitidulidae. The record is from the annotation of a GenBank genome assembly.